CCGCGCUCCGAUUGGUGGACUUUGUGGUGCCACUCAACGCCAGGAAACCACUAGCCCGCCUCUGCCAGCAGCGUUUUCUCUUACUGGAAUCUUCUGUCACAUCAUGAUGAGGAUUGUGCCUGCUGGAUUUGGACAGCCUGGUUCAAGCCCAUUUAUAAAGUUUCUAUCUCCUUGGAUUGCUAUGAGGAUUGAAUACUGAGACCUAACCCAUGCAAAGACAUUUUUGAGGUAUCUGACACAUAAUAGAUGAGACACUGAGGCCUAAGGAGGUGAAGCUUCAAACACCCCCAAGCAGCAUGAGGCCUGUGUCCCAGCCACCUGGGAUGCCUGAAAUUGCUGGUACAGGAGACUGAGCCCUCCAGGCCACGUGAGCACCGGACAUCAAAGCCACCCAAGACUGCCUAGGCCUCAGAGUCACUCCCUGCACACCUCCCUCCGGAAGUCACACCUGCUGUUCGUUACCGCCCAUGACUGCGUGGAGUGAGAGCCAGACUGUCCUGUGCCCUGCCACACAGCAGGAGUAUGGUCACAGGCAGAAUGGCUGACGCUGAGAGGAGCCGCGGGUGACUCUGGGGUGCCCAGCAGCAGCUCAUUCUCCUGGAGAUGAAGUGGCCCAGGUGAAUGCCAGGCCCAUGGCCAGCUCAGGGACAGAGGUGCACUGGGCCGGGCCGGGCCUGGGGAAGGGAUCCCAGCGGCGACGCUGGGCCUGGGCCGAGGAGGAGAAGAGUGCCGAUGGGAGUAGCGCUCAUGGCUGGGGCGGUGAGCGGCCCUUCCGGGAUGCUGCCAGCCCAGAACUCCUGGAGGACUUCCGCCUGGCCCAGCAGCAUGCACCACCCCUGCAGUGGGGCCCAGACCCGCAGGAGCUGGGGGCAUCUUCAGGAGAAGAGACUGAAGCAGAGGGUGUGGACAGCCCAGAAGACGUGGACAGCCCAGAAGAUGUGGACAGCCCUGAAGACGUGGACAGCCCAGAAGAUGUGGACAGCCCAGAAGAUGUGGACAGCCCUGAAGAUGUGGACAGCCCAGAAGGUUCUCCUCUGCCUCUCAGCUCGCCCCUCUGGCAAGACCAUCAAUCGGACGUGACCAAAAAAGAGCCACAUAUGGCCCCCACAAAUCCCAAGGUUGAAGAAACCCAAAAAAGCUCCCUAAUGUUGGGGUUGGAGGUUGACCCCAACACAAAGGACCAUGGAAGCACCAGCCCCCUGGAUGUAGGGUGGGGUCAGGCCAGAGGCUGGUUGGCCUCUAACAUAGCUGCCAAUGGAAACAAGCCUGCUGAACAUUCUGAGGUCAACCCAUCUGUGGAACUCAACUUGGCCAGGUCCUGGAGCAGUGGGACUGUGAGCCUGAGCCACCCUAGUGACAGCCUUGAUUCUACCUGGGAAGGAGAGACUGAUGUCCCUCCUGCCACUACCCUGGCAGAAAUCCUGCCACAGUACCCAAGCCCUCACCUCCUACACCCAGAUGACAGAAUCAGAGAUGGUGUUGCCCAGGAGACACCCUCAGAAUUCCAGGGCAACUCAGCUCCGCCAGCCCGGAGUCCCCAGCACGAUGCAGGUAGAUGGAGGACAGAGUCUACCAACCUGCCUAGCUCACAGCUCGAGGACCAAACCUGGAAGCGGACAAAGACAACACCUAAGCCACUGCCCUCCCGGUUCUCUGGCUCCAGCAGCCCUCUGAAUCCUCGGCCUAGGCCGGCCCCGAAAGAUAGAUUGCAGCCCAGGCGGGGGACUACUCUGGCUGGUCGCUCUUCUUCUGAUGCCCCCAAGUAUGGCCGGGGGCAGCUGAACUACCCACUCCCUGAUUUCUCCAAGGUGGGGCCCCGGGUGAGGUUCCCCAAAGAUGAGUGCUACCAACCCCCCAAGUCCAAGAGCCACAGCAGACAGCCUCAGGGCCCUGUUGGACCCCUGGUCUUCAAGUCACCGGCUGAGAUUGUUCGAGAGGUCCUGCUGAGUAAUGGAGAAGUGUCCCUGGCCAAGGACACACCCAUGACCCGGGUGCCCCAGGAGUUCCAGACACCUGAGCAAGCCACAGAGCUGGUCCAUCAGCUCCAGGAGGACUACCACAAGCUCCUCACCAAGUAUGCUGAGGCUGAGAACACCAUCGACCAGCUGCGCCUCGGGGCCAAGAUCCACCUGUACUCAGACCCGCCCCAGCCCAGCCACAGCACCCACCUGGGGACGGUGCCCCAGGGGACCAAGGUCUUGUCCUUCACCAUUCCCCAGCCCCGCACAGCUGAGUGGAGGCCCAGCCCCGCCAGGCAGCCCCCAGCCUCCUCAGAGGCCACAGGGUGGCCAACAGCCCGAGGAGAGCUGAGCACCUCCACGCACCCCAACCUGUCCACUCCAGGGCAGCUUCCAGAGAGCAGUGCCUCCGUCCAGCCCUCCACAGAGUGGACCCACGUGCUGGCUGCUCAGGCCAGCCGGCUCCUUGCCAAGGUGGAGUCCUUCGAGGGAUUGUUGCAGGCAGGCCAGCUCACCCCCCAGGACCAACUCAAGGGCUUCCUGCAGCUGAGGGCUGCCCACGAGGCCCUGGAGGAGGAGUACCUGACAGCCUGCAGGGAGCCGCCCUCUGACUCCCAGGACUCCCAGGCAACGACACCCUGGAAAUUUGAUCCUGGCAGGGAGCUGGAGGCAGAGAUUUAUCACCUGGGAAUCCGCCUGGAAGAACUUCAGGACCACGUGGCCCGGAUGCAGCAGGAACCUGAGCCAUCAGGGGCAGAAGACGUGGCUCUGGACAGUGCCCCGGCCACACCCUUCCCCCACCUGCAGGCGCCCCUGCCUGCUCCUUCCAGACAGGCAUCUGUGUCCACGCCAGCCAUCCAGACCCCACAUCAGGAGGCCCAACCCGCCCCUGGGCCCUGCUCCCUGCAUGUGGACGGAGCGGGGAGCCCUGGCAGCAGCACGACAGAGCUCAGCCCCAGAGACCUCCCUGCCCCACUUUGGCACAAGGAGCAGCGACUAGAGCAGGACUUCCACGGCCUCCUCGAGCGGUACAUCAGUGUGAAGUCCCUCCCAGAAGCCCUGCAGGUAGAAGAGAAGGAACAGCAGGGCGAGGAGGAGGGAGAGCAGGAGGAGGAGGAGAAAGAGGAGGAGGAGGAGGAUCACCAGGUCCUUGUAGAUGCCGGGCCAGCUUCAACUUCAAGCAAAACCACCAGGGUUCCCUCAUGGCGGCACCCAGCACAGGCUGAGAGAAGUCCCAGGGCCCCUCCCCAGGAGAACAUGGAGCAGAUGGUCUCCAGGAUGCCUCCAGGCUUCCAGACAUCCCAGGCAAGACACAGGCGCUUGUCAGGCGUGGGUAGAUCUGAGGCAGCUCCUUUGGGGCCUGGUGCGCCCCCCAACUCAGCGGGCACCAAGGCCACAGCCUCUCACCAGAGCAGCCUGAGCAGCCUGGAGGGGAGCGGCCUCUCAGAGCACCUCGCACGGAAGACUCUGCAUCAGGAGCCCUGGAUGGCCUCUCCCGAGACAGACAGUGGUUUCGUGGGCUCAGAAACCAGCCGAGUGUCACCCCUCACCCAGACCCCCGAGCACCGGCUCCCCCACCUCAGCACUCCGGGAGCAUUAGCCCAGCAUGUCACCACAUCUAUUCCCCACAGCGGAGACUCCCGCUCUAGGGCCAGGGGUCCUCCUGUCCCCAGGAGAGCAGCUGGGCCCAGCACCCCCAGGCACCAAGCCCCACGGCACCUCCCCAGCACAAGCGGUCACCCCCAGCAUGGGACACCUGCCUCUCACCUGCAGCGGGCAUUGGCAGUGACAACAGGAGUCCCUGGCUCAGAGUUCCAGGGCCAAAAGCAGAUUCCUGAACAACUCUUCCCCAGGAGGACAACCAAUGCUGAGCCCACGCAGGUCCCUGGGGCUGCCUCAACACCCCCUAGACCAGCCGAGACCAGCCCCGACCUCCUCCUCACCAGAACAGAGAGAGACCAGGCCAUCCGAGAACUGCAAGCAGAGGUGUCCCGGCUCCGUGUGCGGCUAGAAGACAGCCUGCAACAGCCUCCCCGGAGCAGCACGGUGCACCCAGGAUCUGCUGUUGACCGUCCUGCCCGGACCCGGGACCGACCUGCCAGCUCUUCAGCCACCUGGGGCUCCCGUGGUAGCAGUAUAUCCACAGAGAGGUUGUCCAGGGGGCUUGAAGGUACAGAGCAGGCUUGGUCUACAGGCAGACGACGCGCCCGGUCCUCCUCUGUGCCUCGGGAGGUGCCCCGAGUGUCCCUGGAUUCGGGAUCUGAGCCUCCCUCCCCACAGCUGCCUUCUGGGAAGAUCAGGACCUCCCAGGACAGUCCCCACUCAGCUCCCACCAGCACAAGAAGAGCAAGUGGUACCAGACGCCCAGACAGGGUCUCUUUCCAGGGCCAGUACACAGGCCAGGAUUACCGGGUCCCCACCCCUCCAGCCGUCCUGAGAGGCAGCAGCUCAGCCUCCUGUGCCCACUGCCAGCCCGUUAAGACCCAGGACACAGGAGCUGCUGCCAAAGAUCCUCAGCACCUGUCGACUCCUGACCCCCUCCGAUGUCCCCUGUGUGGCCAAGUAGGGUCCCCUCCAGAGGGAGACGGCCCGAGCUCAGCCACCACCUCUGGGGCCGACAAGGCAGCCACACGGAGAGACGCGCCUCCAGCGUCCAGCCCCAGGCAGAGGAGGAGGCAGGCGGGCUCCCCAGCACGGCCACCCCCUGGACUGUGGUACCUGGCAGCUGCGCCCCCAACACCAGCUCCUCCAGCCUUUGCCUACUUCUCCUCGGUGCCUGUCAGGUCUUAUCCUCCAGCCACAGUGUACUAUGCACCUGCAGCACCUACCUCAGUCCCCAAGGCCUCCUUGCGGCCUUCCCGAGGACACCGGCACUCCCUGCAGCUGGACCUAGAUGACCUGGAGGAGCUGCACAGGGCCCUGAGCCGGGCCGUGCAGGCCGCCGAGAGCGUGCGCUCCACCAGCCGGCAGAUGCGCCGCUCGCUGUCAGCCGACCUGCGCCAGGCCCAUGGCCUGCGGGGCUCCUGCCUCUUCUGACUGCCUGGAAGCUCCCAGGCAGAGGGGAUGUGGGACCCAAGCCAGAUGUUGGCUGGGGAUGCUGACACUGGGAAGGAGCCCACAACCACCUCCCAGGAGGGACACCCACCUGCUGAAUCUAGCAUGCUCGUAGUCGAGGGGCACCAGCCUGUCACCAAGAAGGGCAGCUUCUUGGGGGCUGAGGCCAACCCAGGAGGUACUGUGACCAAGGCCGUGUCCAUCCAGAUGCAGGCUCUUGAGGAGCCCUCCUGGCCCUGCACUUGUCCCUCCUCGCUGGUAUCAUCUACUUUAUACACAGAUGGACGAAUUUUUUUGCUGGAGAAUUGUCCUGACUUCACUCUUCCUUAGAAGGCCAGAGAAGGUGGAAGGCAGGGGCUCCAGACCCAACCUGUCCUCUGCCUGCCUGUUACGAGCCACUCUGGGGCACAUGUAUCUGGGAAAGGCCUGACCAGACACCUUGCUCCUGGUGACUGGCAGGCUGAGGGACAUUGGGGACAAGUGGGUCAUCUCAGGGUGUGGUGCUGAAGGGUGACCUGUGGUUGCAAGGGGCCUUUGUCUGCUGGGAUGGAGCCAACUGGAGAGGGCCCAUGAAGCCCCCUCAGUACCUCAUCUCGAGGCCUGGGCUCUUCCCUGGCCUCAGUGCCAUUGGACUGGUAACCAGCUACCCAGAAGGCCCCACUCCUCGCUCCCCAUCCUGUGGAAGACCAGACCUCAGCAUCCUUGCAGUGUGUGUGCAUCGCAGACCUUUGGACAUUUGAGGCCUUUAAAAUCUAUUUUGUUUACAAGUGCAAAGGAAGAAUGAUCUCCCAAAUCUGCCUGCAUGAGUGUUGUGUGUGGUAGCCUGGGGUUUCUGUAGGGAGGCUAGAGGGGUGGUGGCUGUCAUGUGCCCAGCCAAGGCUUCCCUGCAGACCUGCUGCUCCGCUGGCCUCAGUUUCCCCAGCUCACCCUCUCCUCUGGGGAGAUCUGGGUGAGCCUUUUGUGCUGAGGCCAAAGAAGUUCGACACUCUGUUUAGCAAGGGGAGGAGAGACCAGUGAUCCCAAGCCCCCACAGGAGAGACCAAGACACCUGCCCCCACC
Messenger RNA from Octodon degus (degu), 6071 nucleotides. It is a transcript of the gene Akna, whose product is annotated as AT-hook transcription factor. The transcript has 25 exons. Gene Ontology annotation, biological process: epithelial to mesenchymal transition; neuroblast division in subventricular zone; neuroblast delamination. The record is from RefSeq and is a predicted model, not a curated record. Bases 633 to 4994 code for a protein of 1453 amino acids. Lineage: Eukaryota; Metazoa; Chordata; Mammalia; Rodentia; Octodontidae. Gene Ontology annotation, cellular component: centrosome.